Molecule: messenger RNA, 2445 nt
Organism: Brachypodium distachyon (stiff brome)
Lineage: Eukaryota; Viridiplantae; Streptophyta; Magnoliopsida; Poales; Poaceae
Product: putative pectinesterase/pectinesterase inhibitor 45
Exons: 2
Coding region: 415-2253 (612 amino acids)
Biological process (GO): cell wall modification
Molecular function (GO): pectinesterase activity; pectinesterase inhibitor activity
Source: RefSeq, a predicted model, not a curated record
GUACUUUUUUUUACAACAUGUAAAUAAUUCAAUUCUGCUAAUGUAAAUGAAAUACACAUGUCUAAAUGAAAAUAUGCAGCUCUUGCUUACUCUGCCCAUUUCGCUUCCUAAAAAAGAGCCGGACAGUUUUGCCAACACACAAAUCCAGCAAACCGGGCUAGCUGUUCCUCGGAACAAGGACAGACCACAAGCCCGUACCGAGAGACAAAAAAAAUCAACCAAAACGAAACGAAACAGAAAAAACUUCCCCAAAUCAUAGAGCUAGAGAGUUGAUCGUGGAAUUGGUUCUUGGAUGCUGAUCUGCGUGGCGCGCAUCGAUCGAUUUUGCGCCGGGGCCGGCCGCAGCUAGCAUCGAUCGACUCGAUCUCUGGUUAAUCGUGGUUGCAGUGCGCGCCGGCACAGUGCAAAAUUGCAAUGUCGUCGUCCUCCCGCGGCGUUGAGGCGGAGGAGGACCAAAACGCGUCGCGCACUCGGCUCCUGGUGGGCGGGAUCUCGGUGUUCCUCCUGAUCGGCGUGGUGGCCGGCACGGCGGCCUUCUUCCUGACGGAGAAGGCGGACGAGGACACCCAGGAGAGCAAGCGCAACAUGAGCACCACGAUGCGCACGGUGGACCUCUUCUGCGCGCCCACGGACUACCGCGCCACGUGCCAGGAGACGCUGGAGAAGACGCUGGAGCGGUCCAAGGACCCGUCGGACCAAACGCACGCGGCCGCGGCGGCCGCCAUCACCGCCGUCGGCCGCGAGCUCGGGAAAGGCUUCAACCGGUCGUCGCUGCUGGACGCCGUCCGGGAGAGCAACGACACGCUGGUGCACGAGGCCCUGCGCGACUGCAAGAUGCUCCUGGACGACUGCGCCGCCGACGUCACCCGGGCCCUGGACAACGUGGCCAACCGCGGCGUGGACGGGCCCGCGCAGGACCUCCAGGCCUGGCUCUCCGCGGUCAUCACCUUCCAGGGCUCCUGCGUCGACAUGUUCCCCAAGGGAGAGAUCCGGGACGAGAUCAAGGAGAUCAUGGAGAAGGCCCGGGAGAUCUCCAGCAACGCCAUCGCCAUCAUCCAGCAGGGAGCCGCGCUCUCCGCCAUGCUUGAGAUCGACCAAGGGGAGAGCCUCACCGUCGAGAACGUCAAGGACGCGGCCGCCGCCGUCGACGACGACACGCAGAAUAAUCCCAACAACGACCGCCGGCUCCAAGGCCGGGAAUCUGCUCUAGUGUUCCCGUCGUGGGUGCCCCAUGAGGACCGGAAGCUUCUCGACGCCGCCCAAGAAGGAGAUGGAGAUGGAGAAGAAGAACACAAGGGCGGGCUGACGCCCAACGUGACGGUGGCCAAGGACGGCUCCGGCAACUUCGCCAACAUCUCGGGCGCGUUGGACGCCAUGCCGCAGAACCACAGCGGCAGGUACGUGAUUUACGUCAAGGAAGGUGUCUACGACGAGCAGGUCAACAUCACCAACGGCAUGGCCAACAUCACCCUGUACGGCGACGGCGCCAAGAAGUCCAUCAUCACCGGGAGCAAGAACGUCGCCGACGGCGUAAGGAUGUGGAGAACCGCCACUCUAGCGGUGGACGGCGACAGGUUCAUGGCCGUGAAGCUGGGGAUCCAGAACACGGCAGGAGACGAGAAGCAGCAGGCGCUGGCGCUGCGCGUCAAGGCGGACCGGGCCAUCUUCUUCAACUGCCGGAUCGACGGCAACCAGGACACGCUCUUCGCGCAGGCCUACCGCCAGUACUACCGGAGCUGCAUCAUCUCGGGAACCAUCGACUUCAUCUUCGGCGACGCAGCGGCCAUCUUCCAGCGCUGCGUCAUCCUCGUCAAGGCGCCGCUCCCGGGGAAGCCCGCCGUGGUCACCGCGCACGGGCGCCGCGACCGGCAGCAGACCACGGGCUUCGUCCUGCACCGGACCCGCAUCGUGGCCGAGGAGCGCCUGGCCGAGACGUCGUCCACGGUGAAGACGUUCCUGGCGAGGCCGUGGAAGGAGUUCUCCAGGACGAUCGUGCUCGAAUCCAUCAUCGACGGCUUCGUGCACCCGCAGGGGUACAUGCCGUGGGAGGGCAAGGACAACCUCGGCACGGCAUUCUACGGCGAGUUCGCCAACGUCGGCAAGGGCUCCAACGUCACCGCGAGGCAGGAGAUGAAGGGCUUCCACGUGCUCGACAAGGAGAAGGCCAUGCAGUUCACCGUCGAGCACUUCGUCAACGGCGCCGAGUGGAUACCGGAGACGGGCACGCCGGUCAGGCUAGGGCUCUUCGGCUGAUGCUUGAUCUACGGAUGGAUGGAUCGAUGGAUGCUUCUCUUUGUAUUGCGUGCGUAUGCGGUGUGUAAGAGCAGUCCGGUAUGUUCAUCGAUACGUGUUUUAGAGUGCAUCGUCUGGUUCAAUUGUAUUGUAUGUACAAAAUACAAAUAGCGUCGGCUAUAUAUACAUGUGGAUCCAGUAAGGGAAGAUGUU